UUUUCAAGCAUUUUAGAGAACAAGUUACUUUCUCUUUUACUUCAGUUCUUUGUUCUUAUUUAGUUCCACCUUUCAGCAUAAGAAUUUAUCAGAUCAUAGACAGUCUGGAUGGAUUAACUCUGUUAGGUCGACACGAUGAUUUAAAUCUUGCAUUUUUAAAUUUGCAUUUUUAGAUUGCUAUCAUUCAUGUACUGUAGUGUCUUACCUGCCUGCCAGAUCAAGAUUCUUAUGUGACGUUGGUAUUUAUCACAUCUAAACAAGUAUAUAUAUAUACUGGACGCUGUUUUUUAAGGAGUCUGCAAAUACACUGUGCUACAAAAUCUGCUUAAAGUUUUUGUGAACAGAGAUGGUUUCAUUGGUUGUAGUGGCUGUAUUUCUCCUUUGGGGAACAGUCUUUCUACCACCCCAGGCUGGUGGAUUUAAAAUUACUUACCCUGAUGCCUCCCUCAGUCAUCAAGAAAUCACUGAGGCGGCCAUUCUCCUCAAGACGGCAGAAGUGUGUCGUGACAUUGCCAAAGCCCAGGGCAAAGACUUUACACUACCUAUGAACAACAAACUAACUGCAGAUACUGUACAAAAAGCCUGCUCGAUUUCAAAUUCUGACCUAUCAACAUUAGUCAACUUCAGGUUGACAAUUUUUCUGAUUUGUUCGUACAAUAGAGCUGUGGACAGAAAACAGUUCAGUGACGCACAUCAUUUUGAUAAUGAGGCUUUCAGCAGUGGACGGGACCUCAUCACCCAGGGCAUAACCAAUGUAAAAGUCAGUCUUAAAGAAGGAAACUACAUAUCUGCCCAAAAAAGCCUGGGGACUGUAACACAUACUUUGCAGGAUUUCUAUAGUCAUAGUAACUGGAUAGAGCUGGGGUACACUGAUCCUUAUAGCACCCUGAUUAAAGCGAAUGAACCUCUCAGCAACAUAGCAGGCUCCAAAACAGCGACAUGCAAAAGCUGUGUGAAUGACAACUGCACUGAUAACAUUCUCUCAGAGGUCCUGCAGCAGAAGACAUUAACUUCUGGAUAUUUCAGCCUUGACCCUAGAUAUAACAAACCUGCAGGCAAGUGUAGCCAUGGUGGUACCUUAGAUUUUACCAGCUACAAAGAUCCCACUGGAGGCAUCAAUAAGGAUGACGUCAAAUCAGAACAUGGCUUCCUUCACCUAAAAGCUGCAAACGUGGCCAUCAAUGCUACCAUGGAGCUACUGGAAGACAUUAGAAAGGCUGCGGGAGAAACAGCCUUUCUUCGGUUGAUGGGCCUCAGUCGUACCAUUAUGCUGGUUUUUGUGAUUGACAUCACAGGCAGUAUGUCUAAUGACAUCGCUGAAAUCAAAAAAGUGUCCAUCAGUAUGAUAGAUAACAGGAAAGGAACAUCAGAAGAACCUACAGAUUACAUGCUUAUAACAUUUGAUGACACAGGUGUCCAACUGACAAGGAUUGGCGAUAUUGAUAAGUUCAAAGAGAAAAUCAAUUCACUUUCAGCAUCUGGUGGAGGAGACUUUCCAGGGAUGUGCUUAUCAGGGCUACUGAUGGCAUUGACAAGAGCUCCACCAUCAUCAGAUAUUUUUGUUUUCACGGAUGGUUCAGCAAAGGACACUGAAUUAAAAAGCACCGUCGGAGCCAUGAUAGAAAGCACCGAAUCCAUAGUCACUUUCCUCUUACCCACCUCCAUCUCAUCACGUGGAGAAAGGGUCUCAGACUCCCAGAACUCCUCAUCAAGUCUGAUGACUCAAUCAGAACUACAGUUGUACAGGGACCUGGCCCAUGUCUCUGGUGGACAAACCUUAGAAGUCACAAACACUACGCUUUCUGAGGCCUCUACAGCCAUUACAGAUACAUUUACCUCUGGCCAGGUCACAUUUUUUCAAGUGUCAAGAAGUGCAGGAAAUGCAGGAAAUUUUUCUUUUCUGUUGGAUUCAUCUUUGUCUAACGUGACUGUUUACAUCACUGGGGAUUCGACUGUUUUUACCAUCUACAGCCCUACAGGUGUGUCUCAGUCAUAUUCAAUGAUAGAUGGCAGCCUUGGUAGCAUUCAGACUGUGGGGAAUCUAAAGAAAAUAAAACUCAAGUCUGACAACACGACAGGGGAAUGGGGCAUCAGUGUUAACUCCACAAGCUCAUAUACCAUGAAAGUCAUUGGUCAGAGUUCUGUGGACAUCCUCUUUAACUUUGUGGAGAUGAGUCUCGGAGGUCAUGGAGACUCUUGGGGACAAAUCUUCACUCGCCCUUCUAUUGGUCAGAAUGCCACCCUGUCUCUUUCUUUGUCUGGAGGUGAAUUGGCCACAGUGACUGAUGUACUACUAGUUGAUGCUUCAGGAUCCAGUGUUGUUAAUGGGACCGUUACAUUAGUGGGAGGUACAGACUACCUGGUUAGCCUAAACAGAAUCCCAGAGGGUGAAUUUGGGCUCCUACUUAAAGGGCUGUUGAAUAGCUCAUUGUCAUCUAGUCGAUUCCAAAGGCAAUCAUCCAUUUAUCAUAAAGGAUCAAGAAUAGCUCUCACGGUUGAUACACAGACCACUACAAUUCCUGGAGUUUCUUUCAGUUUCAACUUUACAGUGGCCACUAAUACUACAGCAGGUAACUACACUAUCCGAGCCAGGACGAGCAACGGCUUCACUGUGACUGUCCCCAGUUCUCUGAAUGUGGCGACAGGAGGAAGUGUUCAGGGGACAGGAACGCUGACAGUGCCCUCCAACACAGAGUCUGGGACUGAUGUUACACUCAUUGUUGAGGCAGAAGCUCCAGGGUCAACUGAUCUAAACUAUGCCACAGUUCGACUCACUGCCUCAGCUACAAGCAUAAAGUUCAGCGGCUUGCAGUCCUUCUCCAUGUUUCUGUCUCUCAUUGGCUUAUUUGUUUCUCUUUUGCUGUAAUGGAGAGUAACUGGAAUACUGGAAAGUUUUAAAAUAACAAGAUGCUAUUGUAAGGUAUAUAUCCAUGUCAAGGUAUAUAUAUAUCAAGGAUUAGCCUUUCUUAUAAUGUUAAUGAAUUUAAAAUGAAGUGCAUGAAGAGCAUUAAUUUGAAAGUUUUAUGAACACAUUCAUAAAUGUAAGAUUAGGUGGUAUCUGCACAUGCAGUACAUUAUUCAAGAUACAAUGCAGGUUGUUGCAUAAGAGCUUGUUUGUGAGAAAGCUACAAAUACUGAAACAAAUUAUCCUAAAAAUAAAAAUCAUCCCUUCUGUAUAAUUCAAUGUUAUGUUUUUAAUUGAUUAAAAAAAAAAAAAAAAUAUAUAUAUAUAUAUAUAUAUAUAUAUAUAUAUAUAUAUAUAUAUAUAUAUAUUUCUGCCUAAGAUAUAAGAUGUAUAAGAUGUUUUACUUGUUUAACAAUUUUGUAUAGUUUACAUGCACCAAGGUUGGCUGGCUUUAGUAGGCUACUCUAUUAUUUAGUCCCAGUCAUAACUUUGACAAUGCUAUAUA
Paramisgurnus dabryanus is the source of this 3410-nucleotide messenger RNA. The record is from RefSeq and is a predicted model, not a curated record. Lineage: Eukaryota; Metazoa; Chordata; Actinopteri; Cypriniformes; Cobitidae.